Messenger RNA from Schistosoma spindalis, 10731 nucleotides. The record is from the annotation of a GenBank genome assembly. NCBI's taxonomy places the organism in Eukaryota, Metazoa, Platyhelminthes, Trematoda, Strigeidida, Schistosomatidae.
AUGGUUUUCGAGUCGCUUGUUGUGGAACUUAUCAAUAGGUAUUUAGGCUCAUAUAUAGAAGCACUAAACGCAUCCCAACUAAAAAUUGGUCUUCUUGGAGGAAAUGCUCAGCUUGACAACUUGGACAUCAAAGCUAAUGCUUUCGAUGAUUUGGAUUUACCAGUCAAAGUCCUGCAAGGUCACAUAAGUUCCUUAACUCUUAAAAUACCCUUUAAAAAUCUGUUCACGGAGCCUACCAUUGCUGAGUUAACGGGGCUUUAUGUUCUCAUUGUCCCAAACAUAGCUGUGGAAUAUGACGAGGCAAAAGAAAAGCGUUAUGCUAAAGAAUUGAAGCAAAAGGAACUAGUUAGUGUAGAGACAGCUCGUUUGAAACCUAAGCGCUCGGGUGAUGAUUCCAGAGCAGAUUCUUUCGGUGAGAAGUUAGCAGCACAAGUCAUCAAAAAUCUUCAAAUCUCUAUCAAAGAUAUUCAUAUACGAUAUGAGGAUAGUUUCAGUAUCCCAAAUCGUACUUUCUCCCUUGGGCUGACCUUAAGUGAACUAACAUUUCAGACGUGCGAUAGUAACCAGAAGCCUAUUUUUAUCAAGGAUGAGUCUAUUCGUCAAUUCAUUAAAUUUGUAAAACUUACAAGCCUUGGUGUGUAUUGGAAUCCAAUGUCCACGAAGUAUGCAGAAAAAGCAAAAAUUCCUCUUCGGAGUGCUAUGCGCAACUCAAUCGCCAGUCCAGAUAAUCUUAACACAGGCUUUCAUUACUUGGUAAAACCGAUUUCGUCCACGGCAAUGCUUCAUAUUCACACAAGACCAGAGGAGACAAACUACUCUAUACCACAGAUGGACUUGGUUGUUAACUUUGCCGAAAUAGAAUUGUGUUUUAGCCUUUCUCAAUACCAUGAUAUUACUUGUUUUUUGGAAGCUCAAGACAGGAUAGUAACCCAGGGAAAAUACCGUAAAUACAGACCAUUAACGCCAAUCUCACAAAAUUACAAAGUUUGGUGGCAGUUUGCAUACAACGCUAUUUUGGAAGAGUCUGUUCGUCGUAGACAUCUUAUGUGGUCAUGGGAACAUAUAUCAAAACAUAGAAAAAUAUCGAGAGAGUAUAUUGCAAUCUGGAGAAAAAAGCUAUCUGGAGAUAAACUCAGUCAGGCUCAGUUAGCUAAUUUAGAGGCAUAUGAAGAGUUUCUGGAUGUAUUCAACAUUGUAUUAUGUCGACAACAAGCUGAACUUCAGUUUAAUGCUUCUAAACAGAAACAGGGUCAAAAAGCUAAUUCAAAGAGUGGUGGUUGGUUUAGUUGGUUCUCACGUGGUUCUGCAGUUGGAUCAGAUGAUGUGGAAAGUUCGUCAGAAGGUGAUUUAAUGAAACGUUUAGAAACUGAAAUGACAUCAGAAGAGAAGGCACAUUUAUUUGCUGUUAUUGAUUAUUCUGAGUCAGCUGCGUCAGGUGUUUCUGGUUCUGCAAUUAAUUUCCCAAUAAGUUAUGUAUCAUCUUCUAUUGCUGUCACUUUAAGACAGCUUAGUUUAGUACUUCUAGAUGAUAAAUUAAGUGAUCCUAAUGUGCUGAAAUUUUCCGUGAAUAAACUCACUGCCGAUGUUAAACAACGUGCAGGUGACCAAGCUUUAGCUGUCUCAUUACGAUUGGAUAGUCUUGAAGCUUUAGGUGCUCAACCAACAAUAAAAGAAUCUUGUCUUGCUAAAUCUUCAAUCAAGCCUGUUCUGAUAACAAGUCAUGUAAAUCAGUUACUAUCCGAUGGCAAUAACCAAGCCGGUACUACAUCAAAGCCCAGUCAUCUACUCUGUAUUGACUUUGAAAAGAAUCCUCUUGAUCGCAAAGCUGAUCAAUGUAUUUCAAUUCAAGCUGAUGCAUUACAAAUAGUUUAUGAUGCUGAAACUAUCAAUAGAAUUGUUCAUUUCUUUACUCCACCAAAAGAUGUUUACUUACAAGAGUUAUCUAAUACAGUGUUGUCAUCUUUCGAAGAAGUUAAAGAAGUGACUACGAGUGGUCUGAAACAUCUAGCCACUAAUCGAUCUUAUACAGAUGUUCAUAUUGACAUUAAACCAAGUUAUUUUAUAUUACCAGAUUCUGGGAUAUACAGAAGUGAUUGCCGUCUGUUGUUGGUAGAUCUUGGAAGUUUUACAGUUAAUUCAAGUCGUACAUCAGUUCCACCAGUAUGCAAAACAGUACAAGAUCAAACUUCAUCAAAUGAUGAAAAUAAAAAUGAUUCUACAGGGAAAACUGAUGCAAAAGAAUCCAUUUCGAAGAUUUCUGGUCAAUUGAAACAUAAGUCUGGAAAACUAACAUUUGAUGAAUUAAAAGAUGAGGCCUAUGAUAAAUUUAACAUUAAUUUAUCAUCAGUUCAGGUUAUAAUGGUUAAUGAAGGCGAUGAUUGGAGAGUUUUACGGAAAAUGAAUAAAUCAUCAAAUCAUAUAUUAAAACCUUUAGCGUUGAGUUGUACACUGAAACGGUGUUUACUACGAAACGAUGUCAAUUUACCAAGAGUUAUUGUUGAUGGUUGUCUACCGGUAUUCAGCGUAGAUUUCACAGAUGCAGUUUUAAAAUCAUUAUACGAGUUAAUUGUGAAUGUUCCAUUUCCAGAAGCAGAUAAAAGUCUUACUACACCUGCAAAUCCUGAUGAAUUAUUAAAAGACGUUGUAGUUUUGCCUAAUUCAAUAAUGCCUGGAUCUGUACUAGCCACUAGAGAUCUGCUUAGAGUUACACGUCAACUUAGUCGAAACGAUAGUGACUCUACUUUGAGCAGUUGGGCAUCAGAUACUGCAGAUGAUGAUUUACGUGAUGAAAGUGAACACGAUCGAAUCAGUCAACAAUCAAAACUAGAAAGUGAUACUACUAAUGUUAAUGAUGAUCUUCAUGGUAGUCAGCUUAUGGAUCAAAACAAAUCUAAAGCCAUACGUCAACGUGAUCAAUCUAAUUUACGUCGUAAACGAGCAAAAUUAAUUGAUUUAAAAUUAGAUUUUGUUAUACGUAAAAUUGAAAUCCAGGUACUGGAACGUCAAUUAAACUCGCAAAAUAAAAAUAUUGAAGAUCGUUUAAUUUUAUCUUUCAAUAUUCAUGAAGUUGGUACCAGUUUAAUUAAACGUCGUUGGACACAAGAAAUUCAGGCUCAUAUUGGCACUUUAUCAGUUGCUAUUCCACAGUUUACUUAUAGAGAAACAAAUGAACCAGUCUAUUUAGCACGUACACAACGUCAUGAAGAAACAGGUCAUCAUUUAUUAGCAGUUCAGUUAAUCAUCGCAGAGAAAAAUGCUCCUGAUUUUGAUACAUACUAUCAAAAUACACGUCAUCGUUUACAAUGUGAUUUCAAAGUGUUGGAUGUAUAUGUUCAUCAAGAAGCCACUCUAUUAUUAAUGAAUUAUUUCAACAAUCUACGUAUAUCAUUAUCUAAACAAUUAAAAGAAAUUGAACAUCCAUCUGAAAUUGAAUGGGCUAGUAGUAUUGGAGAUGUAGAAGGUUUAAAAAAUGCAAAACUACGCGAAAAAUUAGAAAAUGAAAUGAAACAACAACUUCCUGGACGUUUAACUGCUGCAGAUGCUGUAGAAAGUCAUAUUGCUCGUAAAACUGAACGUCGAAAUAUACGUUUGGAAGCCGCUUCUUUAGCACAGAAAACAGGCAAAAUUGCAGUUAUUCGCGAAUUGAAUAUUACACAAUGGAUGGUUAAUGCAACACUGGACAAAGUGAAUGUUACAUUAGGCUCUAAAGAAACCGAUUUAUUUUCAACUACCGUUAACGGUCUUCGAAUUGAUGUUCGUACAACAUAUAAUACCAUAGAAAUUUCGGCAAUACUUUCUGAAUUCAUUGUAAUUGAUCGUAUCGUGAAUACAUCUUAUCGUAAGAUUUUAUGGGUUGACCCAACAGAAAAUGUUGUUUCUUUGCAAAUUACUCAUUUUCAAGAUAAUACUCAAUCUGUUGAGAAUUCAAUAGAUCCGGACAAAGUAGAUUUGGCUAUCAGUCUUCAGAUAGGGAAAUUACAUUCUAUCUUCUUAUAUCAUUUUAUUACACGUGUAUUGAAUUUUAUGGAAGCUUAUCAAGAAGCGGCUGAAAUGAUGUUAAAUAAAUUUCAAGCUUUAUCUGAUGCAGCAGUUCAACAAGUUCAUGAAGCAGUUGAUAAUUCUUUUCAAACUCGUCUCAGUUUAAAUAUUGUUGCUCAAGCACCAGUUAUAUAUAUGCCACAACAUUCAUUGUCAAAUGUGUCUUUGAUGAUUGAUUUUGGGCGUAUUACAUUGUCAAAUUAUUUUGAAUUUGUCAAUCCUUCAAAAGUAUUGCCUGAUACAACAAUUCCAGUUCCCAAGCCCGGAAUCAUGUUAGAACAUAUGGUGGUUAAGUUGGAAAAUUUACGAUUAUCAAGAGUAGUGCUAAAAGAGAGUUCUGUUCAAGCCGAGAAACACGUUUUACUUCCAAUUAAUGUUGAACUGAAAACUCGUCGUAAUCUCAAUCCAAAUAUAUAUUCCGCUAUACCUAUCCUUCUUGUCAAUGGUGGAUUAAAUGAAAUAAAUAUUUCUUUUUCUCAAGGCGAUUAUCGUGUUCUUCAAGAAGUACUUUUCGAUAAUUUUAAUGAUUUACCAUCGUCUACUAAAGUAUCUAUAAAAACAACACCUGUUACUACGGAUUCCUCUACUAAGUCCACUAACAAAAAGAAUAAAACACAACAAAAAGUUGAAGAGAAAAACACUUCUACACAAAAUGAUAAUCCAGUCAAAAUUGCAGUCAGUUUUGAUUUAGGAAUGAAAAGUGUCAUUCUUAAUUUGUACACAUGUGAUCAACCAAUAGCAGAAUGGCAUAAUGAUUUCCCAGAAGACAAACGAUUGGCUACAUUCAAUCUUAAACAAUUCAAUGUAUCUGGUCAAAUGGCUUCAGAUUCAUCAUCUCAAUUCAUUGCUAAACUUAAUGAUAUUAAAUUACAAGAUAGGCGACCUGGUUCGGAUAGACAAAUUACUAAAGGUCAAAUUUUACGAGUUUUAGAUCAUUCUACUACCAAAGAUAACCGUCAUGAUGAAUUAAUCUAUAUUGAAUUUAAACAAGAUGCUUUACUGAACAAAAAAAUUCAAAUUAGUCUACGAAGCAUUCACUUGUGUGCUUCAAUGGAUUAUCUUAUGUCUUUACUGGAUUUUCAAAUGAAAAGUACACCAACACCGAAAAAUGAAUCAAAUAACUUAACAUCUGUUACGGAUAAAUCCAAACAGAAACGGUUAAACAAUUCUUCAAUUACAAAAACUGAUGUCAAAAAAACGGAAUCAUUACCAACAACAUAUCCUUAUAAUCUGGAAUUAAAAAUUCAAAUAGAUAAUCCUGAAUUAGUUCUUGUUGAAGAUAUUUAUAAUGUUGAUAGUAAUGCAAUUAAACUUACUACUGAAUUAAGUUUUGAUUACAACAUGCAACAGGAUACAGCUGUUAUAAAUGCAUUAAUCAACAGUUUGUCUGUUGCUGCCUGCCCUUACAAUGAAACAGUUGGUGGGCCAUUUUCUAAGGAGAUUUUAUCGCCUUCUGCUUUGAGUUUUUAUGCAUCUCAACCCAUUAAUGGUAGUUUACAUGGAACAUUACAUAUGGAUACUCUAACGAUCAAUAUUAAUCCAAACACAAUCAGAUUAUUAUCAGCAAUUUCCUCAUCUGUUCAAUCAUCUUUAACCACUAACAAAAAUCCAGAUAUUUGUGAAACUGUUUCAAAGGAUGAAUCUAUGAAAGGCGUCAGUUUAGAUCAUUCGGAUGAAAAAUCACUUACUGAAUUUUGGAAACCGAUUCAACUGAAAGAAUUAAAUAUGCCUUAUUUAGGAUUAACAUCAGAUGCAAACGAUAAAAUUGAAUGUGUUGAACAUGCUUGUGAUGUUACGAAAGUGGUCGAAGAAAUGGAGAACCGCCGCAUAGAUAUAAUAAAUAUUCGAUUAAAAACGAUCCGAAUUAUACUGGAAUCUCAAUUAGAUACAAAAUCUAUGCCAAUGCUUGUUCUUGACUCCAGUUUGGAUGCAGUUCUAACUAAACCAAUUGUAAAUCUUGAAUUAAAGUUUCUAAUAGAAUUAUCCCUAUCAUAUUACAAUGAUUCACUUAACCAAUGGGAACCAUUGAUUGAAACUUUACCAGAAGAAGGUGAUCGCAUGUGGUCCCUUCAAUUGGAAAUAAUCAGUAUUGAUAAUAAGGCCGAAUGUUUAACCGAUGAUGACUGGGAGAAUAUUGGCUGUCUACAAGAAUCAAGGAAUACAAUGUUAAUUCUGUCCAGAGAUAAUUUAGAAAUCACUAUAUCUAAAACUGCUUUAAAUAUGUUAAGUAAUUUGGGUCGUUCAUUUGAAGCAGCCUAUAAGUUGAAAAAUAUCAAAUCGAAAUACGAUGAUUCAAGCAAUCGAGUUAUAGCACCCUAUCGAAUUGUGAAUAAUACUGGUUGUCAGCUGGCGCUACGAUAUAAUUCUCAAGCUCUAUCGUUGACUCACUUCAACAGUGAUAAUACAAUGACUAAAGGUGAAUCUCUUCAUCAAACACCAUCGGGAUCUAACAAAACAGUUGUUUCAAAUACUGAACAUGAUAUAGUAACGUAUCAAAAUUCGAUCCUACUUAAUUCACAACAAGAAAUCGGAUUUACUGAGUUGGCUAAAACUGACAAAAAACAGUCCAUUAUUUCUUCAUAUAAGGAUUCACGUCACCAUAUUUGGAUUUCUUUAUCAGAUACAAGUCUUAAACCUGGUAGUUUCAUAUCGAAUUCUGAAGUUGUUUUUCAAUUGUAUCGAGGUGAUAGCGAAUUGCUUUGUUUAUCAAAAGAUUCCAGCAAUGAAAAACCUACGAAUUCAGAUCGUAAAGGUACCAUUUAUCCAAUCAUUGCUGAUGUUGAAGCAUGUCUGGGAGUGAAAUCGAUAACCUUUCGUUCAACUGUUCAGGUCUUGAAUAAUACUUCUGAACGUAUUUGCAUCUACUCACCUUUAAUAAAAUCAUCUAUAGCAAAUCAACUACCUGGUUUAUUAACAGUUAUUGAUGCCGGUCAGUCAUAUUCACUUCCUGUAGAAAUCGUUAAUUCUCGUCAACAAACAGGGAUAUUUAUUGGACCGGAAUAUGAAAAACCAGUCAUUUCAGUGACUCCUGCUUAUUGGCCAGAAUUCGCUUGUGGAGUUGAAAAAUACACUCCAAGUAACACAGAUACUCAUUUACCUUUUCUUGCACCGUACGCUCAAUCAGUGUCGUCUACAAGUAUAGAAUAUAAAAUAUCCAAUUCCUCGCAAUUUAAAUGGCCUAAUCAAUUAGUUGAAUGCCAUACAAACAGUAGUAGUAUGAAUAAUAAUGGUAUAGUAUACUUUUAUAACGUUGCUGUUGUAAAUCACAGUGAUAAGGAUAAUCGUCUUGACAAUAAUAAUAAUAAUGAUAGUAAUACUGGUAACACUGAUCAACAGCGUAAAACAUCAUUAACUGCAGUGGCGGAUGAAUUACGUGCAACUCAAAAGAAAAUGAUUCAAGGAGAUAAAUUAAGCGUAACACACUGUGAUUUUCAAAUGAUUAUCCAAACUGCUGUAGUUUUGUAUAAUCAACUGCCGUUCCCAAUUAAUUUUAUAUUAACAGAUAUUACCGACACAAUUUCUGCCGGUAGUCAUUAUGCACUGAAGACUGCACCACCAAAUAGUGCACAAAUUGAAAUUUCAUUCGAAUACACUGGCAGCAUGUAUCGAGGCAAACUGGAAUUACAUCCACAAAUGGAAGAGUAUUGUGUCAUUGAAUUUGAAUCGCGUAAAGAAUACGAAGUGUUUAACUUGCCUUUAGGAUUACAUCGUACUUCAAAUCUGGGACAAAUAUGUUUAACAUUGUAUGCACCAUACUGGAUGAUAAAUAAAACUGAAAAAGAUUUAACAUAUAAAUCUGCAGAUGAUAUAGAAACUGUUCAUCCAGCUACUUUUACUGGUGCAUUGCUCUAUUCAUCUUUGUCUAAAUCAUUUUUUGGCAAACGAAAAGCUAAUCUUCGUGUAUGUGAAUCGAAUUGGUCAGAUAAAUUUUCAUUGGAUACAGUUGGUAGUUCAGGACGUGUGCAUUGUACAACAAAGUCAAAAAUGUCGUAUGAAAUUGGAGUGAAAAUCGAUUUAUCUAGUUCUGGUUUAACAAAAAUUGUUACAUUUAUGCCUUAUUUCAUAAUUAUCAAUAAAGCUAAUAUAAAUAUCGAGUGUUGUGAAGUAGAUGAAACUGAGACAAAAUCUACGCAAUCCGCAAAUACAGAAUGGAUAAAAGUUCCAGCUGGUGAAGCUGUACCAUUUUGGCCACAUGCAACUAAUUCAAAGAAUAUGUUAUUGAAAUGUCGUGUAGCAGAAAAUAUUGUGACUGCAGCAUUCCCAUUUUAUGAAUCACAUUCAAUAUUAAUGAAAUUAGACGGAAAAUAUCCUGGUAUAUUUGUUGAAGUGGAGACAACUGAAGAAACAACUGUAAUCACUUUGCAAAUGUAUCAAGAAGGUAUGGCUUUAGUGCGUCUCGUCAACAAUCUAAAUGAUUCACAACCAGUGUACUAUCAUCAAAGUGGAGUUCAACAUAUAGUUCAUCGGUUAGAUGCUGGUAUGUCUAUCAUGUAUGCAUGGGAUCGUCCUCAAGCAAAACGUGAAUUAAUUUUCUACUGUAAUGAAACCGGUAGUCAUCAUUCAAAUAAGUUAACUUAUGACUCUAUUGAAGAAUUUAAAGUGAAUAAUACCAAAGCAUAUUUGGUUUCAUUUAUGUGGAAUAUGCAACGUGUUUUAUUAUUUACACAAAAUGCAAGUGUUGCUAAAAAUGCUCGAUUAAGUUCUGAUCUUGAACCGAUUGACCAAGAAAUUGUUAUUUCUCUUCAAUCAAUUGGCAUUUCAUUAGUUGAUAAUCAUUCACGAGCAGAAUUAGCUUAUGUAUCUAUUACAAGUUCUGGUGUUCGAUGGAGUCAGGUUAAACGUGGCAAUCGUUUAAAACCAUUACAAUUGACUUUAAGCGAAAAUUUAGAACGCGCUUAUACCAAUUUUGUGAAUGCAUCAAAUGAUGCAGAUAAAGCUGCACUUAGCAUUGUCAAAUUAACUAAUACACAUCAACCAAUAGAAGUAGAUUUCAAUCAAAUGAUUAUGUUAAAACCGGAUCAAUAUGGGAUAACGCGUGCAUUUGAUCCGGGUGUAUUUUUACAAUAUAAAUCAUCUAUUAGUCAAAUGCAAUUACAUGCUAAAUUGUUUCGAUUACAGGUUGACAAUCAACGACUUGAUUCUACUUUUCCUGUGGUAUUGUCAGCUUUUCCUCAACCAAAAUCUGUGGCACUUGAUUCAGGUGUUAAACCGUUAUUUGAAUGGUCAGCAAUUAUUGGACGUACAGCGAAUCCGGGUUCAUUUCGAUUUAAAUACUUCCAUGUUCUUAUACAAGAGAUGCAACUUAAACUUGAUCAAGGCUUUCUUUAUGAUAUAACCAAUUUCUUUGGUUCUUCUGUAACACAUACAUCUAAGGAGGAAGCGUUCAAACAUGAUUAUCUUUUGAUCACUAGUAAAUUGAUUGAUUCACCAGUUGUACAAGCUCGUCUACAAGAUGGUAAUCGAUCCAUUUUUGAUAAUUUUCAUAUUUCACCAAUCAAAGUACACGUCAGUUUUUCUCUUACUGGUAGUACAGAAGGAAAAUCGUCGGCUUUCCCGAGUGAAGUACUUAAUCUUUUCUUGCAAUCUCUUGGUGUAGCAUUAACUGAAGUACAAGAUGUAGUUUUCAAAUUAGAUUAUUUCGAACGUCAAGCAUGCAUCAUGACACUUAAUCAAAUGAGUACAGAAAUUACACAUCAUUAUGUUGGCCAAGGUGUUAGACAAAUGUAUGUACUAGUUUUAGGGUUGGAUGUAUUGGGUAAUCCAUUCGGUGUAUUGCGAGGCCUAGCUCAAGGUGUUGAAGAUCUCUUUUAUGAACCAGUAAAAGGUGCAAUUCUUGGUCCAGAAGAAUUUGCUGAGGGUGUCACUCUAGGUGUACGAAGUUUGCUUGGUCAUGCUGUAGGUGGGGCAGCUGGUGCAGUUUCACGUAUAACUGGUACACUCGGUAAAGGUAUCGCUGCUCUAACUCUAGAUGAAGAAUAUAAACGUAAACGUCGUGAACAGUUAGCACGACGUCCAGAAACAUUUGGUGCCGGUCUAGCUCAAGGUGGUCGAGGUUUAGUUAUGGGUGUAUUUCAUGGUGUUACUGGAGUGGUUACAAAACCUUUCGAAGGGGCUAAAAGGGAAGGAGUUGAAGGUUUUUUCAAAGGCUUUGGCAAAGGUCUUGUUGGUGCAGUAACUCGUCCAGUUUCUGGAGUUGUUGAUUUCGCUAGCAGUUCAUUUGAAGGAAUUCGCAGAUUAGCUGAUACAACACAAGAAGUUUCACGUGUUCGUCCUCCUCGGUUUAUUCGUUCUGAUGGAAUUAUAAGACCGUAUGAUAAACGUGAAGCUGAUGGUCAUCUUAUUCUUAAACAAGUAGAUAAAGAUGGUACUUUUGGUCAAUAUCUAUUCCAUGUUCAUUCUGUUCGGGGAAAUAGUGCAUUAGUUUUAACAACAAACGACCUAUUAAUCAUAGAAUCAAUGGAUUUAUUGGGAACAUUUUCAGUUGAUUGGAAAACUCCAUUAGAAAAUUUAUCUGAAGUGCCAGUUAUCAACAAAAGUGGGAUUUUGAUUAGUUUGAAAGAAAAACAGAAAAAAAUGUUUACAUCAGGUCAUCGGACUAAACAAUUUGACUGUGAUCUUAAUUUAGCCAAGUUAAUGAUCAAUGAGAUCGAUUUGGCCAUGACUAAACAUGAACACUUGGACUCUAAUCUUUGA